CCCGGGCAGCGGCGGCCGUGGAGCCCUGGCGAGGCGGGGGCGGCCCCGUCCCGCAGAGCGCUCCGCCGCCGCGGCCCCGCCGCCGCUGGAGUCGCCGCCGACCCGAGGAGGAGGACGAGAUACCGGGGGACGCUGAAAGAAAAACAACUUUGUGGGUGCCCUGUGGGUAGAUGCAUCUGUGACAUGGAGUAUGUGUUUGGUCAUCUACAAUCUGAGGCAACAGUGUGUGAGCUAUAUAUGACAGAAGAAUUAAUUGUGGAGACAGUCCAGCUGAAUGACUGUGUCAUAAUAAAGAACUGGUUUAAAAAUGUUUAUGUCUCAAGCCAGUAAUCCAAGUCUGGGAAAGCCUAGCAGCCCAACAGUAAAAACAAUUAAUUUUUUAUAAACGUCGCUGCAGAAAGAACAAGCAGUCUAUAUAUUUUACCAUGUGUUCCCUGAUUCUUUAGCUUUCAUUACACUGAAAUCAUGGUAUGAGGAUUGGUGGGGAAGGUCCUACCCCCAUCCCCAGCACACAUCCAGCAACUAGAGACUGUGUCAAGAUGACCUCUGAGGAGAUGACAGCAUCUGUUCUCCUCUCUGUGGUACAGGGUAAAGUGAUAGCUGCCCAGUCAGCUGGAGAUAAAAAUACUGAAAAUGCUUUGGACACCAGUGUUAUAAGAAGACAUACAGCCAGUUCAGGAAGGCAAACCACACACAAUCUGUCUUACUUACACAGACUUGAAGAAGAAAGUCUUCAGGGCUCAGUGCCUAAAAUAUUCCCUCUGGCCAAAGAGCAACUGGCUAACGACAAGAGUAAUGAAAACUUCUGGGAGAGGAACAGCUCCAUCUCUGAUUCAGUGGAAUUUCUUAACAUUAACUGUAACAUUGUACAGAAAAACUACAAGAGCAAUAUCUCCUGCAGCCAGUUGUAUCAAUCUUGUGCUCCUUUAUCAGGGAAAGAGGCAUGCCUGGAAACUGGAAUUCCUGUUUCGCUGGAAAGAGCCAUGCUUGCUGAAAUUCAGUUGAAAAUGAAUGGACCUUCAUUAAGAAGCCAGACAGCAGUAAAUAAGAAUGACAGCAGUGAUCCUGAUAAAGUGGCCUUUUUUCACUUACAUUGUGCUAGUGAAAGGAAUAUAUCAAAGGCUUUGUGUGGUUUACACAACAGCUUCCUUUUGGAUGACUGCUUGCAGCCCAUGAGUGAUGGUGAUGGUAACACCACUGGUUCCCCAGCCUGCACUUGCAGCAUAAUGCAGUUGACAAAUAAUUGUGAGAAUAAAAAUGGACAGCAGUUGUAUGAAGACGCUUUAAAGGAUAAGUUCUUAUGUCUGGAAAGAGCACCACGAAGGGUUAAAGUUGCGUGUUCAGGUCACAACUUCUGUGGAAAUAACUUUACUGGAAGAAUGCCCUUAAAGCCCUUUCUGAGCCAUUUUGAGGACUGCAAUGAUAACUGUGAAGAAGAGCUGGAAGAGGAUUUUUUUAGAAACAAAAAGGAACGUUCUACGCUAUUAAUAAGACGUUUCUGUAAAAACGAUAAAGAGGUUAAAAAAUCAGUUUAUACUGGAACAAGAGCAAUUUUUAGGACUUUACCAUCAGGGCACAUAGGAACUGUUGCUUGGAAUUAUGUUGAGCAAAGGAGAAACAACAGUGGCAUGAAGCUUUCUAGGAUUACAACAGAACAGCUAACUACAAUUCAGUCCCUAAUAAAAUGGAAAUUUAAUUCCUGUCCUGAGAAGUCUUUAUGGUAUGAGAUCUUCAGUACAGUGAGAGAAGAAGAAGAAGGAGCAGAAGAUAUUUGUGAAUAUAUUCCUCAUCUUCUGAGGAAGCUCCCAACAUCUGUUACGAACUGUAUAUACAAAGGAGAUGGUUUUUGUGUAAAACCAUGUGUAACAGGUACUUACUGUCAAUAUCGUGCCACUUCACAGAGGACUGCACUCUCUAACUAUAUAACUGGUGCUUUACUAGAAGCAACUACAUCAUUAGGAGCAAGAAGUGGUCUUUUAAAUAUCUUCGGAGGAUCAACUGGAAGAACAAUGCUUAAAGAGCGCCAGGCGUGUACAUCCAUGGCUGGCUCCAGCGGCUUUCCCUCCAGCGUGGCCGGUAUCAGCAAGGAGCUGAUCGAGCUGCAGCACCUCAUCCAGUUCCCAGAGGAGGUUGCCAGCAUUCUGACCGAGCAGGAGCAGGAGCUCUACCGCAAAGUCUUACCCAUCGACUACCUCUGCUUUCUGACCAGGGAUUUGGGCAGUGCUGAGUGUCAGAGCAAGCUGCCAUCUAUUAAGGCAUCCAUAUCUGCUACUAUUCUUUCUUCUCCCAAUGGAGAACAUAAUGCUAUAGAAGAUCUUGUGACAAGGUUUAACGAGGUGAGCUCCUGGGUUACCUGGCUGAUCCUGACUGCGGGUUCUAUGGAGGAGAAACGAGAAGUCUUCUCAUACUUAGUACACGUGGCAAAAUGCUGCUGGAAUAUGGGCAACUACAAUGCUGUAAUGGAAUUCCUGGCAGGGCUGAGGUCAAGAAAAGUUUUAAAAAUGUGGCAAUUUAUGGACCAGUCUGAUAUUGAAACCAUGCGAAGUCUGAAAGAUGCUAUGGCACAACAUGAGUCAUCAUCUGAAUACAGGAAAGUGGUCAACCGGGCACUCAAUAUUCCAGGCUGCAAAGUUGUUCCUUUCUGUGGAGUAUUUUUAAAAGAGCUUUGUGAAGUUUUGGAUGGAGCAUCGAGCCUCAUCAGACUCUGUCCACGAUAUAACUCCCAGGAUGAAACAUUAGAGUUUGUUUCAGAUUACAGUGGACAAGAUAAUUUCUUACAACGAGUAGGCCAAGAUGGUUUAAACAAUCCAGAAAAAGAAUCAACAACAAACAAUAUCUUUCAAACAAUUCGGAGCUGCAAUCGCAGUUUGGAGUCUGAAGAGGGUGACGAUAAUGUCAGUGAAGGGAGCGGCUCAAGGAAAAACUCCUUGAAGGACAAAAACCGCUACCAAUUUCUCAUCGGAGAUCUUUCAGAUUCUGAAAGUGACAUAUUUGAGCAGUUGAAAGAAUGGGACACGAGUUCAACCGAAGAGCAGCAAAAGGCUUUCUGCCACGGGAUCGAGCUCAUUCCCUGGUACGUGUUGUCCAUCAGGGCUGACGUCCAUCAGUUCAUGCAGCAAGGCGCGACCGUCAUUCAUUACGACCAGGAGACACAUCUCUCAGCUCGCUGCUUUCUUCAGCUCCAGCCUGACAAUAGUACUUUGACUUGGACAAAACCCACAACAGUUUGCCCUGCAAAUGCUAAGGCAAAACUGAGUGUGCUGGGCAAUUCUGCUGAGCUUGGUAAAUACCAGUUUCUUGGUAAUACUGGACUGGUGGAAGGCUUUUUGGACUUGUUUUCAGCCAAGGCUGUAUAUAUGGGACAUUCGGGCAUUGAUAUGCACACUGUGUGUGUUCAAAAUAAGCUUUGCAAUAUGUCCCUUGAAGAAAAUGGUAUAACACUACUUUAUGGACUUCAGACUACUGAUAAUAAGUUGCUGCACUUUGUUGCUCCAAAAUACACUGCCAGAAUGCUGUAUGAUGGAUUGCUGGAAUUGACUAAAGCUGUAAGAAAAAUGAGGAGAUUCCCUGAUCAAAGACUACAGUGGCUACGGAAACAGUAUGUCAGCCUUUACCAGGAGGACGGAAGGUUUGAAGGCCCAACCUUGGCUCAGGCUGUUGAGCUGUUUGGAGGCAGACGAUGGAAUGCAAGAAGCACAGGCACGGGAUCUCUCACCAAAAGCACUGAGAAGCCCAACGUGCAGAGAAACAACACUCUGGGAAUCAGCACAGCUAAGAAAAAGAAGAAAGUACUCAUCAGGGGUGAAAGUGGAGAGGCCACUGAUGAUGAAAUGGCAACUCGGAAGGCAAAAAGCUGUAAGGAAUAUCGUAAUAGAAGUGGUUCAGAUCCUCAAGAUAUUGAUGAACAAGAAGAACAAGAUCAAAAUAUUAUUAUUAAUGCUUCUCCAUCUAACAACCUGCCAUCAAGAAGAGCUCACUCUCUGACAGCUUCUGGAUCUCCCAACUUAGGAGCUACAUCAUCUUCACCAGCAAGACCUGUCUCCUCUCCUGUAAUAUCAUCAAGCAAAAGUCAGUCUAGCACAUGGAGCAGCAGUAGCUGGCAUGGCCGUGUCAAAGGAGGAAUGAAGGGAUUUCAGAACUUCAUGGUGUCUGAUAGUAACAUGACUUUUGUGGAAUUUGUAGAGCUCUUCAAAUCUUUCAGUGUCCGUAGCCGCAAGGAUCUGAAAGACCUUUUUGAUGUUUACGCUGUGCCUUGCAAUCGAUCUGGCUUAGAGCCUGCUCCACUUUAUACUAAUUUGAAGAUUGAUGAAAAUAGCAGCGGAUUCCAGCCUGAUUUAGACUUGUUGACUAGAAAUGGUUCAGACCUUGGUUUGUUCAUUAAGACCAGGCAGCAGCUAUCAGACAACCAGAGGCAAAUAUCUGAUGCCAUUGCUGCUGCCAGCAUCGUAACCAAUGGUACUGGAGUUGAAAGCACAUCACUGGGAGUGUUUGGAGUAGGAAUCCAGCAGCUGAACGACUUCCUAGUGAAUUGCCAAGGAGAGCACUGCACCUACGAUGAAAUCCUCAGUAUUAUCCAGAAAUUUGAACCUAGUGUGAACAUGUGCCAGCAGGGGCUGCUAUCUUUUGAAGGAUUUGCAAGAUUUUUGAUGGAUAAAGACAACUUUGCCUCCAAAAAUGAUGAAUCACAGGAGAAUGCUGAGGACUUGCACUUCCCUCUCUCAUAUUACUACAUAGAAUCCUCACACAAUACUUACCUUACUGGCCAUCAGCUUAAAGGGGAGUCCUCAGUGGAGCUCUACAGCCAGGUUCUCUUACAAGGCUGCAGAAGUGUAGAAUUAGACUGCUGGGAUGGUGAUGAUGGGAUGCCUAUCAUUUAUCAUGGGCACACUCUUACUACAAAGAUCUCUUUUAAGGAGGUGGUGGAAGCCAUCGAUCGCAACGCGUUCAUCACCUCCGACAUGCCGGUCAUCAUCUCCAUAGAAAACCACUGCUCGCUGCCCCAGCAGCGCAAGAUGGCCGAGAUCUUCAAGAAUGUAUUUGGAGAUAAGUUGGUGACAAAGUUUUUAUUUGAGAGUGACUUUUCUGAUGAUCCCAUGCUGCCUUCCCCUGGCCAACUGAGAAGAAAAAUCCUGCUUAAAAACAAGAAGCUGAAAGCCCAUCAAACACCAGUGGAUAUAUUGAAACAAAAGGCUCAUCAGCUGGCACAUUUACAAGCACAGGCUAGCAAUGGUGCCAGCAACCCCACACCUACCAAUGAAGAGGAAGAAGAUGAGGAAGAUGAAUAUGACUAUGACUAUGAAUCUCUCUCUGACGCUGAUGUCCUUAAUGCUUCUCCUGCUCCUAACAGCCAGGAAGAUAAUAUUCUUGAAGAUCGACCUGAAAAUAAAUUAUCAAGUGAUAAACUGCAGUUUGAGUAUAAUGAAGAGACUGCCAAACGACUGAAGAAGGCUGAUUGUGCUACUUACAAUAAUAAAGGAAAGGUUUACGACAUGGAGCUGGGUGAAGAAUUCUAUCUUCCACAGAAUAAGAAGGAAAGCAGACAAAUAGCCCCAGAGCUAUCAGAUCUUGUCAUUUACUGUCAAGCAGUAAAGUUCCCGGGCUUGUCAACUCUAAACCCAUCUGGCUCUAGCAGAGGAAAAGAAAGAAAAAGCAGGAAGUCCAUUUUUGGCAACAAUCCUGGCAGGCUGAGCCCUGGGGAGUCGGCUGCUCUUGCCAAAGCAUCUGGAAAAGGUCCUUUUGAUGCGAUGAGGCAGACUUGGGAAGAUCCUUGCUCUCCUUACAACUCUCCAGCCUCCCUCAGUGCCAUCAUAAGGACUCCCAAGUGCUACCACAUCUCGUCCCUGAACGAGAACGCUGCCAAGCGGCUCUGCAGGCGCUAUUCCCAGAAGCUGAUCCAGCACACCACCUGCCAGCUCCUGAGGACCUACCCCGCCGCCACGCGCAUCGACUCCUCCAAUCCCCACCCCCUGAUCUUCUGGCUCCACGGUGUGCAGCUCGUGGCUCUGAACUACCAAACAGAUGAUCUUCCUCUGCAACUCAACGCAGCAAUGUUUGAGGCCAACGGUGGCUGUGGAUAUGUCCUGAAACCUCCGGUUCUGUGGGAUAAAAACUGUUCAAUGUACCAGCAUUUUUGUCCAUUGGAAAGAGACCUUGAUAAUAAGGAGCCAGCUAUAUAUUCUUUAACAAUCGUGUCUGGCCAGAACGUUUGCCCCAGCAACAGCACGGGCAGCCCCUGCAUCGAGAUCGACGUGCUGGGGAUGCCCCUGGACAGCUGCCACUUCCGCACGAAGCCCAUCCACCGCAACACCCUCAACCCCAUGUGGAACGAGCAGUUCCUGUUCCGCGUGCACUUCGAAGAUCUGGUCUUUCUGCGCUUCGCCGUUGUUGAGAACAACUGCUCGGCUGUCACGGCGCAGAGGAUCAUUCCCCUGAAGGCGCUCAAGAGAGGCUACAGACAUGUCCAGCUCCAUAACCUACACAAUGAAACAUUAGAAAUUUCCAGUUUGUUCAUAAACAGUCGGAGAAUGGAAGAAAGCCCCUCUGGAAACACUCUGCCUGCAUCUAUGUUGUUUAGCCAGGGAGAAAGGAAAGCUGCUGUGACUUACAAAGUGACAGUUCAUGGAAUUCCAGGCCCAGAGCCUUUCACUGUUUUCAGUGUAAGUGCAGGGACCACGGCUGCACAGCUGCUCCAUCAGCUCUUGGCUACCAUAAAAGGCACCGAGUCAUGUGCUGCAGACUAUUUUCUGAUGGAAGAGAAAAGUUUUAUAUCAAAAGAAAAGAGUGAAUGCAGAAAACCACCAUUCCAGAGAGUGAUUGGUCCUGAAGAAGGGCUAGUGCAGCUUUUAAACAGUUGGUUCCCAGAAGAAGGAUAUGUUGGAAGAAUUAUCUUUAAAACUCGAGAGGAAAAUUUAAAUGAGCGCAACGUCUUUCAAGAAGCAAAGGAAGAAGCAGCCAUCAGCUCUGAGGAUGACAGCUUCUUUGUUCAGGUACACGAUGUCUCCCCAGAGCAACCACGCACCGUGAUCAAAGCUCCACGCCUCAGCACGGCUCAGGAUGUCAUACAGCAGACUCUCUGCAAAGCCAAAUACUCCUACAGCAUUCUGAGCAAUCCAAACCCAAGUGAUUAUGUGCUCUUGGAAGAGGUGGCUAAAGAACCAGCAAACAAAAAGUCUUCAACAUCUAAACCAUCUCAGAGGAUUCUCUCUGAUCAGGAGUGUGUGUUUCAGGCCCAAAGCAAGUGGAAGGGAGCAGGAAAAUUUAUCCUUAAGCUCAAAGAACAGGUUCAGGCAGCACGAGAUGACAAGAGAAAAGGCAUCUCCUUCACCAGUGAACUGAAGAAGCUGACCAAGUCGAGUAAGCAGUACCGGGGCUUCGUGUCGGACAGUGCCCAGGGCAGGGAGGAGAGAGCCGCCUGCGCCCUGGCCUUCAGUGACAUCGUGGAAUAGUCCCGGCUGCUGCCACCGCACGGCCUGCCCAGUGCCUUUGAAGGAUCCUGCUGUGGACUGAACUGGUCAGAAUUGUGUGCCCUGUGCUACAGAUGCUUAAUCCAGGCAAUGCUGCUGGAUUAACAUCCAGACUCUGGGAAUCCUAAGUGGGAUGCUGUAGAUGGGAAAGAUGCCUGUCAGCUCUCGGAAGAUUCCUCUCUUCCUGUUUCUUCACAUCUGCAGAUUCUCCAUAGGCGGAUGGAGAAGUUUUCUUGGACUGUAUGUUGUAAACAAACACGUGUCAUCACCCUCCCCUUUUUAAACAAAAGAUAAUUUUAGCUUGUUGCCUCUAAGGAAUCAGAAGGCAGAGAACCAGAGUGGUCUUUUAUGUGUAUUAUAUUAAAAUAACGCACUUUUACCUGAUGAUUACUGUUAAACACUGUGUUAAGUGAUUGUAAAGAGAUUGAAAUAUACUGUAACUUCCUUGGCAUAUCUGUUUAACUUUGGUGAAUAUACACAAAACACUCAAAAUUAUUUAUGGUUUAUCUACAUUAACAAAAUAAUGUACAAUAGCUGAGUACAUCUUACUGGUAGUGAGACCUUGGCAAGGAAUAACAUUUUCUUCUUAUAAAUUUGUUUUCCAGGCUUGUGUUUAAAGAAAGAAUAUUUAUUAUCAUGUUUCAAAGUACAUGCCAUUGUAUAGUAUAUUUAUCAUAUACUACUUUUUAGAAAAUGCAGAUUUUUUUAUCUUUCUCUGGAUUUAGAGGAAAAAAAUAUUAGAACUUUUCUGGUUCUUUCUUUUCAGCACAAGAUGUUUAAUACCCAGUACUGACCAAAUUCAAAACAAUGCAUUGAUAAGUGUAAUUAACAUUUCAAAAUUUUGAAUUCAAACCGCAUUUUUCCAUGAAGUCAGGAACUGUCUUUUUACUUGUCUCUAAAACCCAGAGAGUAUAAAGAACUUUACACUCCAACUCUUGACAAUUCUGUUUACAUAGAAACACUGUUGUGAAGUUUUAUGUGUGCUGAAUUCAUCUUUUGUAAUCUAAGUUAGUUAUGGUAGUCUUUCUUUUUUUUCCUUCAUGGGAGUUACUGAUGUGUUUAGUUAUUUAAAAUAAUCCAUUACAGGGGCACAAAUUAAACAACUGCUGCCAUCAGCCAUCCCUUUCAUCUCCCACUAGAAAUGUGUCUGUGGGGAACAAACUGCUCUGCACAUGUUUUUGUUUCACUAGAGCAAACCCUGAACAGAGGAAAGAAGUUACAGGCAGAAGUCUCAUGACAGCUAAUGCUGCCCCCCCCACACCCGAUGAAUAAGUGAAAUAAAACAAAGUUAUUAACUGGCAUAUAAACAAGCAGACAGAACCUGCAUUCUGUCACCAGAAACUAUGAAGUCUUUCACUAUACACUACAGAAAAUGCCUAUAAAGUAGCCAUUUACCAAAGCAAAAAAGUGCCCUCUUGAGGUCACUUCCAGCUUUCAGAAAAAAUAACCACAGACAUGCAAAAAAGUCAAAUUUCUCAGUGGCAUAUCCUCACAGAGGCCAUGCACUUCCCACUGCUCAUCUUUCACAAAAGUUAAGUUUUGAAUUUUUGUACCAAAGCAGCAUUUUACCAAUCAGCAACAUGACCCAAGUCAAGCCCCCAGCCAGCCCAGUAGCAGCCCCUGUGAGGGACGUGCUCCCUCCCCACCUGCCCAAAGGAAAGACUGAGCCCCAGCAAAAUGUUAAGUGACAACUUACACAUAGGUCUAUGUGCAUAGAUUGCUUUGGAAUACUUUGGAAUUUCUGGGAAAUACAUCAUCAACCUGCUGCACAAUUCAACUAAUGCAACCAUUUUUUAAAACAUUAGCUUCAUUCUCUCUGUUAUUUUAACACAGUAGCACUUUGAUGUCACUGAGAAAUUUUUUCUUUUGGUGUUUUUAUGGCAUUUUAAAAACACUUAAUGUCCUGUAGUUUGCCCUUACCUGUUAAACCUUUUCUUUUUUGUUGGUGUGAUUUUUUGGGGUUUUGGGGGAUUUUUUAUCUUUAGCAGUUCUGAAAGUUCUUAAUAUCACCUGUAGUAUCACAGUAGGCUGGCAGACACCCUUGCUAAUUGGAUUCAACAUAGAAAGUUCUUAUACCCAUGUUGUCAUCCCCUAGUGCUUUUCUGUCACAUACAUAUAAAAAUAAUAAUAAUGGGGAAGCAAAGGGGAUAUUAGUAGUCACAUCAUAUCAUGCACCACAGGCCUAACACUAGCCUAAAGUCUUGUGGACAUUUAAAAUGAGCAGCUUUGUACUAUUUUUGCUAACAUAAUUUUUCUAGCUGUUGGAAUAACUUAUUAAGUAUCUUCAUCAUCAAUCACAGUCAGAACCUCCUUUGUCUAUCACAGUAAAGAGAACAGCAAAAUAUUUGGCUUUUUAUUUAAAAACCCUAACUUUGUAGGCCUGUAGACAUCUGGAACUGUGUAAGACUAAUGAACCUGUUCCAGUAUUUUCAUUAAAAUACACGCAUCACUUAAAGUUUAGGUAUUGGUAAAUAUCCAGGUAAACUUUUCUUAGUGAAACAUGAUACACUUUGGGGUGAAUUUGGGAAGAGCUGCAGUGCCCUUCCUCUUGCUGGUUCCAAGUAGUGGAAAUACAAUACCACUUGAAGCAUCAAAGAGCAAGGGGGAGUUGUUAACGUUUGUGAAAGCCAAGUUAAAGAGCUUUCAUGUGCUAAGUUGUUAUGCUAAUAGGAAAUGUUUAUUCUGUUUAGCCAGAUUUUAUUUCUGCAGGAAUCUGCCCACACAUUCCUAUGACAAAACUGACAAAAUAACUUUGUCCUUUUCCAUGCUUUUGGCUGAGUAUGUACAUCAAUUAGGAAAAUACAUUCAUUUUUACAUUACAAACUAUUUACAGGAAGCAGCUUCCAGGAUAAAGUUGGAAAGAAAGGAAUGUAAAUAAAUCAACAUCUUCCAGAAACAUGCAGUCUCUGAGCAGUAGCAGGCCUUGCACUGCACACCUUUCAGGUGGAAAUCUUGCUUCUCCUGCUCCAUUGCCUACUGACAAAACCACAAAAGUAUUUUAUUCUGUACUAUUUAAAAACUGCUCCUUUUCUACCAGUUUCUUACCCUUUCCCGUGCAGCACGUGGUGCUUGCAGCAUGUGACUGUAAGAGCCAAAAGCUGGGCAGUCCCAGCUCCUGUGUGCAUGCAGAGCCCUCUGCUUGUAGGAACUGGGGCACUCCAGGAGCUGCUUCCUCUACCGCCCAAAGGGCUUCCUGGUUCUCCCACUGACCCCAGGAGCAGUCAGAACACUAAAAAAUACUAUCUCAGUUUCUGGGUUUUUAAGCCUAGUGACACUUUUUUCCUUGCUUACAAAUAUUACUAGAUGUGGUGUCUGCUUCUAGAACUCACAGGCUUUCGAGAAUUAAACACUUCAACACAGAAAUAUCCAAAUAUUUCAAGAACACUUUCUCAUACAUUCAUAGUUUAUUUUCAAAAAGAGAAAACUUUGCUUUAGAGGCUAAGUCUGCAGCUUCUGAAACUCAACUGUCUGUUCUGCUCUUCAAAUGCUUUCAUUAACAUCUGGUUUUUAAUCACUGUCUGUUACUAUUCCACUGUAAAACUCAGUUUACUUUUAGGGUAGCCCACUGAAUGUACCAAUGGUGGCAGUUUUUCCAGUCUGUGAUAAAUAUUUUGUAACUUAAAUAGUGAUAGGCAUUUGGCAGAAUUAGCAAAUUCAACACAAAAAUAAAUAGCAGUAAAUAGAUUUUGCUCUGGUAGAUGUAUAAGCUCUUUCAGAAUGACUUGUACAGUUGUCUUCCUCUGCCUCUUCAAGCAUGUCAAAAUAUUCUGACAAUGCAACAUCACUAUGUGCCAGUCUUUAUAUGUUUGGAAACUAUGUAAAAUGAACAAUUUUAAAAGUGACUUUUCCACCUGGACUGUUUUCUCUCUGCUGACUUGAAUAAACUGUAUUUGUAUAUGUUGUAUAAAAAUAAAUGGUUUAAGAUGUUGAA
This is a messenger RNA of Haemorhous mexicanus (house finch), 11394 nucleotides long. RefSeq names its product phospholipase C epsilon 1 (gene PLCE1). Gene Ontology annotation, biological process: lipid metabolic process; small GTPase-mediated signal transduction; phosphatidylinositol-mediated signaling. Bases 471 to 7445 code for a protein of 2324 amino acids. The transcript is spliced from 34 exons. The record is from RefSeq and is a predicted model, not a curated record. Lineage: Eukaryota; Metazoa; Chordata; Aves; Passeriformes; Fringillidae. Gene Ontology annotation, molecular function: phosphatidylinositol-4,5-bisphosphate phospholipase C activity; guanyl-nucleotide exchange factor activity.